This is a messenger RNA of Callorhinchus milii (elephant shark), 1689 nucleotides long. RefSeq names its product VAMP (vesicle-associated membrane protein)-associated protein A, like (gene vapal). Bases 91 to 1089 code for a protein of 332 amino acids. Gene Ontology annotation, molecular function: FFAT motif binding. Gene Ontology annotation, biological process: neuron projection development. Gene Ontology annotation, cellular component: endoplasmic reticulum membrane; plasma membrane. The record is from RefSeq and is a predicted model, not a curated record. NCBI's taxonomy places the organism in Eukaryota, Metazoa, Chordata, Chondrichthyes, Chimaeriformes, Callorhinchidae. The transcript has 7 exons.
UUGCUGCGGAGGCGGGAGCGCGCGCGCGCGGCCGGGGCAGAGGAAGGAUAACGAACGUCGUCGGGCGCCAUCAGCCAGCGACCGAGCGCCAUGGCCAGACUGGAGCAAGUGCUGAUCCUGGAGCCGCCCAUCGAGCUCAAAUUCAAAGGUCCAUUUACAGAUGUAGUAACUACAAACCUUAAAUUGAAAAAUCCAACAGAUAAAAGGGUAUGUUUCAAAGUGAAGACUACAGCACCACGCCGAUACUGUGUACGGCCAAACAGUGGGAUAAUAGAUCCUGGAUCAACAGUUACUGUAUCAGUUAUGUUACAGCCGUUUGAUUAUGAUCCCAAUGAGAAAAGCAAACACAAAUUUAUGGUACAGACAGUCUAUGUUCCACCUGGUGUUGCAGACAUGGAGCUAGUAUGGAAAGAUGCAAAACCUGAAGAUCUCAUGGACUCUAAGCUGAGAUGCGUUUUUGAGCUGCCUUUUGAGAAUGAGAAGUCUCAGAACGAGACUGUAGAAAGUGAACCAUUAGAAAGUGGUUUAGGCAGCCCUUUAGAUUCAGCAAAGAUGGAUCUGCAAAGUCCUGUGUUCCAUAAUGACAGUGUUCGACCUCUGCGUGCGGUACCCACACCAGGAAAUGUGCUCAGGUUUCAUAUGCCAACUCGAGGCGCCAUCCUCCACACUCCACUCAGUUCUAGCCAGAGAAGUGACCUGCAGGGAUUUGUAUCUGCCCCAGCCAGUGAAAUGAGAAUGCAAAAGGUUCAGAAUGAUCUUGAAAUGAGCAAAUCUGCUACAAUAACAAAUGCAUCCAAACCAGAUGGACCUGCAGUGCCAAAAUCUGCCAGUGCUUCACUGGAUGACACUGAAGUGAGGAAACUAAUGGAAGAAUGCAAGAGACUUCAAUCUGAAUUGAUGAAAAUGACAGAUGAGAAUCGACAACUGAAAGAUGAUGGACUGAGACUGAGGAAGGCAACUCAGUCAGGUAACCCAGUGUCCACAUCUCACGUCGCACUCAGAGACAACGGUUCCACUGCUCUCCCCUCCCUUCUCGUUGUAAUUGCAGCCAUUUUCAUUGGAUUCUUUCUAGGGAAAUUCAUCUUGUAGAAGAAGCAUGCAAGCGUUUGGCCUGAAAAUGUUCUGUUGAUCUGCCAUAUUAUUGGUAGUCUGGCUCACGGUGACCAUAUUUGUGUACAGCAUCUUACAGGCCUUGCCUUUAAUGAUCUCUCACAGUUAGAACACACAAAUUAUUUUCAGUUCCUGGAUAAUUGGAGUUGUACAUUGUCAAAACAUCAAUAGCAGGUGUCUCAAGUUUCACAUAAAGUCCUUAAAAAAUAAUGAGUUGUUCUCUCUGUGGUUUAAUAAGAGUUGAAUGAAAUGUUAAGUGUCUUGUAAAUGUUAUUUUAAUCCUUUUAAAUUUUGUUACCUGUUGCUGGAUUACCUCUUGAAAUUCUUCAUUUUAUAGUCGGGUUGCUCAUGCCACUUGUUUACCAGUGACGAGAGGUGUACUGAAAAAAAAGGUGCCUCCUUGUAAAUUAUCCCAUUUCCCUUCCUUGCUGCUGAAGGCUGACCAGUUUAUCAAUGCAGAGUUUCUCCCUAGCCACAGAAAUGUCCCCAAUGUGAGGCAAAUGUUGAUUUGAAAGCUGUCCAUUAUUACCAAUCCUGUCCCAUGGUAUUUAACGAAAAUAAAAUCUUUAACACAUUAAA